Biomphalaria glabrata is the source of this 3060-nucleotide messenger RNA. RefSeq names its product multiple epidermal growth factor-like domains protein 10. Gene Ontology annotation, molecular function: scavenger receptor activity. The record is from RefSeq and is a predicted model, not a curated record. The transcript has 20 exons. Lineage: Eukaryota; Metazoa; Mollusca; Gastropoda; Planorbidae. The coding region runs from base 130 to 2340 and encodes 736 amino acids.
AGGCAGCCAGGCAUAACGGCAUGUAUGUGUAGGCUCAUCUACGACAGCCAAUAUAACCUAGCCAAGUUAUACAAUAUUUCUUUUCAAGUCAUUUCCAAACAGCGUCCUGUAUCAUAAUAAUAUCUAAAUAUGUAUACUUGUUUCUUUGUAUGCAUUGUAGCUGCUUCCGCUGUACUCAAUUCAUACCAACAAGCAGCCCAAGCGUGCGAAAAUGGUUGGUUUGGACCUGAAUGUCAAUAUAAGUGUCGCUGUCAACAAACGUGUAGCCCUGAAGGUGAAUGUCCUGGUCAAUGUGAUGUUGGUUGGUUUGGUUACAAGUGCCAAUAUAGUCUAGUGACGUACACUGCUACAACAGGACAGUCUCAAGACGAUCUUACAUUCCCUUUAAAUGACAACAACGAGAAUACUUGUGUUGCUAUUGGCAACCAGGCAAUUGUUAUAACUUUUAUAAAUAUUUGUUAUAAACCAUGGAUUCGUUUGCACACGCAGGACCCAGACCUACUCUACAGCCUAAAGAUUACCCUGCUAGACAAACAAAAUCAGUCUGCAGUUUUAACCUCCAAAGAAAGAUAUAUAGUUCAACAUGAAAUUGUCGAUAUCCAUAUUUUGGUUGAAAAUUUUUUUGUACGCCGUAUGAUAUUAGAAGGCGAAGCUAUACAAAGACUGUGCUCCUUGUGGAUAUUAAAAGGUCAGAACGUGGCAACAAAACAGAGCGUCUAUUAUAGUACUUCAGAUAUAGUUGGAAUAGACACAGGCUUGCCUCAAUACCCCCAAGCAACAGAUGAAGCAAUUACAUGUAACAGAAACGACGAUGGGGUCGCUGGCACUACCUGGCAGGUUGUACUAAAAACUCCGUUCCUUAUCAAGCAGGUCGACUUUUUUGUUAACGACUCAAUUGGUGGAUCCAGAUAUUUCACUAUUAAAAAAUUUGAUAUCUACAAUGCUUUGUACAACGUAUACAUCACGCCUACAGGGCCUUCAAAUAAUUAUUACGGCUCUGUCAGUUGGUAUACUACCCCUACUAAAGCAUUUACAUUUUCAGUGACAAACUCGGGGACAAAUACAAAUCAAAUACUUUUACUGUGUGAAGUCUUAGCUUAUUCAGACUGCAAUGAAGGAACUUGGGGUGUACAGUGUCAAAACACAUGCAAUAAAAGCUGCCCUACCACGUGCCGCUUUGACGAUGGUCUGUGCAAUGAUGGCUGCUUCGGAUAUAGUGACCCACCAAGGUGUGCAAAAGCAUGUGAAGCAGGAACCUGGGGUCUAAACUGUACGAAGAAAUGCAGCAAUCAUUGUUUUAAUUCAUCCUGUGACAGAAAUACUGGAGUAUGUGACAAAGGAUGUCUUGGAUACAGUAAUCCACCAGACUGUACUUUGGAGUGUGAAACAGGCUUCUGGGGUUUGAACUGCAUCAAUACGUGCGACAGAUGUGUUGACUUCUCAUGUAAUGGUAAAACAGGGUGGUGUGACAAAGGAUGUGUUGUUGCUAAUGAUCCUUCUUACUGCAUGAUAACGUGCAGACCAGGAACUUGGGGUGUAAACUGCAGUAACACAUGCAGCAAUCAUUGUUUCAAUUCGUCUUGUGACAGUAAAAUUGGUCUGUGUGACAGAGGAUGUUUAGGAUACAGUGACUAUCCUGACUGUACCUUAGCGUGUACACCAGGAACUUGGGGUGUAAACUGCAGUAACACAUGCAGCAAUCAAUGUUUCAAUUCAUCAUGUAACAGUAAAACUGGUCUGUGUGACAGAGGAUGUUUAGGAUACAGUGAUUAUCCUGACUGUACCUUAGCGUGCAGACCAGGAACUUGGGGUGUAAACUGCAGUAACACAUGCAGCAAUCAUUGUUUCAAUUCGUCUUGUGACAGUAAAAUUGGUCUGUGUGACAGAGGAUGUUUAGGAUACAGUGACUAUCCUGACUGUACCUUAGCAUGUUCUGCUGGUUCAUGGGGAGUUAACUGCACCGGUAAAUGCAGCGACAGUUGUGUUGAAUUAUCAUGUGACAGUAAAACUGGAUUCUGUAAACAAGGAUGUAUCGGUAACGAUGGUUCGUUACAUUGUAAUAUCAUAAUCAUGAAUAGUGAAGUAAUUUCACAACAGACCAUUGUAACUAUUGCAGCAUCAGCAACAGCAGUGCUAGUAGCUAUUAUAAUUUGUAUCAUAGUCUUAAAACUCAAGGGAACAAUAUGUUUGAAAAAAAUACGUACAAUACCACAACCUGAAGUGAGGCCAGAAGAAAACUUUGCGUCUGGUGGCUAUGUAAGCAUAAAUGAUAAUGGAGAGUUCAAUGCGAAUUAUGACAGAUUAGCAAUGCCAUCAACAGAUGACUCCAGUUUUGGAUAACUUACAAUACAUAAAGAAAGUGGACACGCUUUUCAGAAUCCUGUUUUAGGUACUAUAAUACGUGGUUGUUGAAAUAGAUCACCAUAUGAAAGGAAGUCUAACAAAAAAAAGAAACUAUUUAUCUUUGUAUUCUCCUUAAAAACCAAACUUGUAAUUGUACAUUGUAAACUCUCUUUUGAUCCAAUGGAUGUCUCAAUUUAAUUGUGUAUCUAUGUUUCCUGUAAUAUAGAUGGAAAGAAUUGGUGAUUCUCUGACAGAAAAAAUGUUUAUUCUUAGCAUCCAACAAACGUUCUUUAAACAAUAGAAUAAAGUGCGUGAGAAAAAGAAGAGAAAGCGAUCUGUAGUAACGUGGUGGCAAUGUUAUGAAAUAUAAAGAAAAACGUAAAAUUACGAAAAGAAGAAUUAUGGGAUAUUUUUUUUUUAAUAAAGAGACAAAGUUGGCAAUGUCAAGACGAAAAUAGAAAUAAAAAACCACUAUUGCCAACAAAACGACAAACAUUACUUAGUGCUUUAAGUUAAAGAUCCUGGAAAUGUAUAUCUACAGUGGCAUUAAGCUCACAAAAAUAAUUAUAUUGUUUUGCUCAUUAAUACUUCAGCAUUCUUUACUCAAGAUACUACAAAAGACUCGCUAUUUAUACAUUUCUAUUGAUGUAUGAAAAUGUUUUCGUAGCACAAAAUAGUCUUGCACAAAAACUUGAUAAUAAAAAAAAUAUUGCUACA